AUGUAUCUUCAGUGCUAUAUCAACGAGAAGGGUGAGAAGGUUUACACCACUAAGAAGGAAUCACCCCUCGGGCUUGCCACUGAAUCUGCCCAUCCAGCCCGAUUCUCCCCUGACGAUAAAUAUUCAAAGGAGAGAGUUACGUUGAAGAAGCGAUUUGGUCUCUUACCGAUCCAGGGCGCACCUGUCAAGUACUGA
This is a messenger RNA of Eruca vesicaria subsp. sativa (arugula), 195 nucleotides long. The record is from the annotation of a GenBank genome assembly. Lineage: Eukaryota; Viridiplantae; Streptophyta; Magnoliopsida; Brassicales; Brassicaceae.